AUGAGUAUUCAGGUUUGUAGGGAUACAUCAGACGCUGUGGCGCUGUACUUGCCACAGCGUUUGUAUCUCAAGCCAUUCGCCAAACUAAAUAUUUCUGUCCAGCUUCCCACUCACAAGGUCCACGGCAAGUCAAUCUCCAACUGGGAGCUCAUGGAGAAGUUGAGGAAAAUGAUCCAACCUGAUGGUUUCUCUAUGUUAAAAGUGUCUAAGCACAGUUCUGAAGUGAUACGGUUUGAAGCGGAAUUGGAGAAUCGUGCAAAGCUAGAAAGAGUUAUUUCUAGAUUAGAAGAUAGGGUGGUACAGUUAAAUGAUUUCCCUGAGCCACUGAAGGUUUGUGUUUCUGAAGCUAAGUCAGAUUUUCCAAGUCGACAUUCGUGGGAUUCGUUUUUCCGAGACGCGACUGACAUGGAUGAGAUGAAGCCAGGUGAGAGACCAGACACCAUCCAUAUAACAAACAUGCCAAUUCGGUGGUUUGUACAUGAUCAAGAUAGAAAUGAAGAUUCACCGCCUUCUGAGAAAUUGUUCAAAAAAGUGUUUGAAAAGUUUGGUGAAGUCAGACAGGUGGAUGUUCCUGCUUCUGAUCCGUUUCGUAUGCAAAUGAAGGACUCUAUGAGAGGCAUAACAACACCUCCACAAGAUAGUGCUCUAUAUUUUGAAGGGUAUGUACAGUAUAGUGCAUAUGUCAGUUUUGUGAGAUGCAUGGACACCUUAAGAGGAAAAAAAAUACUCAGAAAGAAUGACGAUCUGGCAGAAUGGUGCACUAUUCAUGUAGACUUUGAUAAAUCAAAGCAUAUGACAGAUGCUGCUGUUAAACGUCGGGCUAUAGUUAGAGAGAGAUUAUCAUCACGUCAGAGAGAUAAAGAAGAGGAAGAAAGGCUGGAGAAGGAGCGAAAAGAUAAAAUAGAAGCUAAGGAGAGACAACGUUUUGAAAGAAAUGAAAAGGACAAACUAGAAAGGAUGCGUGAGAGAGAAGAGCGAAGAAAGAAAAAGCAGUUGGCCAAACUAAUGGAAAGAGAAGAUGUGGAUUUCAAUAAGAAAGUUUCGGAUGAGAAGAAGAAAUUGCUAAAGGUUCAGAAGAAAUUGCAGGCUAUUAGGCUAAUAGAAGAACUGUUUAAGAGAAUUGAGCUGCGUCCAGAACUCCAGCGAAAUGGUGCAAAAAGUGAAAGGUAUUACCACGCCAGUGAACGAGCAGCGCGCUCUCGUAUAGUUGAUAAGUUCAAACGACAACAGGAAAAAUUGUUAGACGAACAACAGGAACUUUUAAGACAUGCUAAAGAUGGUCGCAUUAUAAUCCGGUCAGCUCUCGAGACAAAGAAGCCACGACGUGAUUCGUCAAUCAGCUCUAUAUCUUCAGAAGACCUUGACAAGAAGAGGGUUAAGACAGAAAGAUUAACCACUCCAGAAAGAGAAAAUGAAUAUAAAAAUGCAGUUGCAGGACUCUACCCAAACCCAUACGGCUAUGGGUACCCGUUCGUGCCUCCGCCUGGUUAUCCUUUUCCGCAAAGCGUGGGUUUAGGGGACGUGGUCGGGGCCGCGGCCGAGCGAGGUUGCCGCACUUCGAGGGACCACAUGCGACACAGCAAUACUACCAGUACUUUAAAAGGCUUACUGAAGUGGAGGGUCGCAAUGAGCACGACGACCGUGAACGGUCACGAUCACGAUCACGAUCGCGAUCACGGUCUAGGCGGCGCUCUUAUUCACGAUCGCGGUCACGGUCGCGACGCCGUUCGUACUCACGAUCACGGUCUCGGUCGCGCAGUCGACGUUCUAGAAGUCGCAGAACAAGAAGCAGGAGUCGACGCUCGCGUUCUAGAAGUCGGCGUUCCAGAUCUCAUCGUUCCCGUUCGCAAUCGAGGCGUCCCAGAUCACAUUCACGGCGCAGGUCCAAAACCAAGUCCAAAUCCAAGCAUCGUAGUCCAACUCCCAAGAAAGAUGGAAGCGCUGAUAGGACAUUGCGAUCUCCUGACCGAACUAGGCGGUCUAAGAGUUGGUCCAUGCCUAAGGAUGUGGAAUAAGUAUCCUAAGCUAGGAUACAUUCUAGGAAAAGAAGAAAAGAGAUAG
This is a messenger RNA of Leptosia nina, 2061 nucleotides long. NCBI's taxonomy places the organism in Eukaryota, Metazoa, Arthropoda, Insecta, Lepidoptera, Pieridae. The record is from the annotation of a GenBank genome assembly.